AGAAAUUCCAAACUAAAAAUCCCACGCAAAAGCUAUCCACCAACAACAAACAACUCUUCUUACAUGCAACACCAACAUCACUAACGCAUUUUCAAUUUUCAGUAUAUUUUCACUCCCACGCGCGCUUACUUCCUCCCUUCCCCUCGGCGCGUGCCAUGGGCGCGUCGCUGUCGUCGAACGGUUCGAGCAUCGGCCCGGGCCUCGGGGACAUACCGGAGAGCUGCGUGGCGUGUGUGUUCCUCCACCUGACGCCGCCGGAGAUCUGCAACCUCGCCCGCCUCAACCGCGCCUUUCGCGGCGCCGCCUCGUCGGACUCCGUCUGGGAGGCGAAGCUGCCGCGCAACUACCAGGAUCUGCUAGAUCUCGUGCCGCCGCCGGAGCGCCAUCACCGCAGCCUCUCGAAAAAGGACAUAUUCGCGCUCCUCUCCCGCCCCCUCCCCUUCGACCACGGCCAUAAGGUGGGUGUUGCACUUCAGGAAGUGUGGCUGGACAGAGUCACCGGGAAGGUUUGCAUGUCCAUUUCGGCGAAGGCGAUGGUGAUUACCGGCAUUGAUGACCGGAGAUACUGGAAUUGGAUUCCUACUGAAGAAUCUAGGUUUCACACUGUGGCAUAUUUGCAGCAAAUAUGGUGGUUUGAAGUGGAUGGGGAGGUUUCGUUUCCAUUUCCUGCUGAUAUUUAUACUCUCUCCUUUCGACUUCACCUUGGACGGUUUUCCAAAAGGCUAGGGCGGCGUGUUUGCAAUUAUGAUCACACCCAUGGUUGGGAUAUAAAACCUGUGAAAUUUGAGUUUUCUACUUCAGAUGGUCAGCAAGCAUCAUGUGAAUGCUGUCUGGAUGAAACUGAGAUUGAUGAUACAUAUGGCAAUCAUAAGCGUGGAUACUGGGUAGAUUACAAGGUGGGCGAGUUUAUUGUCAGUGGAUCGGAGCCUACAACUCAAGUUAGAUUUUCCAUGAAACAGAUCGAUUGUACACAUUCCAAAGGUGGGCUUUGUGUAGAUGCUGUAUUUAUUGUACCUAGUGAUUUGAGAGAGCGAAAGAGAAGAGGCAUUUUGAAAUAGCCAUGUGCAGAAUAGGAAGCUUAUUUUUUUAGUGGUGUCAGACAUCCUAGAAUACUCACUCUAUUGGGGAUCUAUCACACAGCAGCUUAUACACUGAAAAAAGUUUACAAUUUGGAGAAUGUCAUAAUUUUCUGUUUUUUUUUUUUAAUUUUUUAAUUUUUUUAAUUUUUUUUGCCUGUAGGUGUGUAUUCUCUAUAGCUUUGUAAUUAUAAUUUCUAUUCAAUGUAUUUUAGUUGUUUCCACAUUAGGCUGUUAAAUUUAUUUGUUUCGAGGAAAAAAGAACUUUGCCCUUGCCUGCCUCGGUUGUUCUUUAUGCCUUCCGAAACUUGGUUGAGUCGGUCAUAAAUGUUGAAACCGUGUUAUAUAGUACAAUGCAGUUAUUUUGUUUAAGGCA
This is a messenger RNA of Glycine soja, 1452 nucleotides long. Its product is annotated as F-box protein PP2-A15-like. The record is from RefSeq and is a predicted model, not a curated record. NCBI's taxonomy places the organism in Eukaryota, Viridiplantae, Streptophyta, Magnoliopsida, Fabales, Fabaceae. Gene Ontology annotation, molecular function: protein binding. The coding region runs from base 156 to 1058 and encodes 300 amino acids. The transcript is spliced from 3 exons.